AUGAAUCAGAUUUGCGACUUUGUGAACGAGUACAUACUCCGUAGCGUCGCGUCGUCGAAUAUUCCAUCGACAUCGAGAAACGAGCCUCACGCAAAACGUAGACAUACUGAGACGAUGACUUUACGGCCACGAAAGCGACAGGAGACACAUAUAACACGUACGUUUCUUCAUUCUAUUAACGAUACCAUACCUCGAACGACAGGCGUUAUCGAGAUAACCAUUCGAUCACUAGACAAUAAAUAUAGACGAAACCUUUCGCUACUCAUUGUCCCUAAGAUAACCGAUCAGGUGCUCAGCGAAAUCUUUCCACGAGAACUCGUUAAAAUUCCGUUCGGUCGAAAACUGGCAGAUCCCCAGUUCCAUUUGCCACGACCGGUUGACAUCUUGAUAGGUUCCGGAGCAACGCUCGCACUCAUGUCAAUAGGGCAAUUUUCUUUGUCACAAGGACGUGGUGAUUUAAUACUACAGAAAACGCGAUUAGGUUGGGUGGUCGCCGGUGGAAUUGAAUCUGACGGUCAUACAGGAAACCAUGCAUUCUUGGCGACGACCGAAUCAAGGGAACAAUUAGAAAAAUUUUGGUUAUUAGAAGACGAGAAUAUAACGCGAUCGAAAUCGGUACACGAAACAGCAUGCGAAAAUCAUUAUAUCCAAAAUACCAAGCGCGACGAAUCGGGACGAUAUAUUGUGCGUCUAUCCUUCCGCGAAGAGGGACACGAUUACAGUCACCUACACAGUAUAGCCCUACGUCGGUUCCAUAAUCUCUGGAAGAAGUUACACGCGAACACCGAACUCCGCAUGGAAUAUGAACGGAUUAUGCAGGAAUACAUCGAUUUAGGACACAUGUCGAUCGUCGAAGACGAACCCAUAAGAGGUUGCUAUCUUCCCUACCACGCGGUCAUUAGAUCAGCCAGCAUGACAACAAAAGUACGGGUCGUAUUCGAUGCCUCCGCGAAAAAUGAUAAGAGACUUUCUCUCAACGACACCUUAUUAGUCGGACCCACAAUCCAAGACACUUUAGUAAAACAUUUGUUACGAUUCUGA
This is a messenger RNA of Polistes dominula (European paper wasp), 1041 nucleotides long. RefSeq lists its product as uncharacterized. Lineage: Eukaryota; Metazoa; Arthropoda; Insecta; Hymenoptera; Vespidae. The record is from RefSeq and is a predicted model, not a curated record.